Molecule: messenger RNA, 2193 nt
Organism: Aspergillus aculeatus ATCC 16872
Lineage: Eukaryota; Fungi; Ascomycota; Eurotiomycetes; Eurotiales; Aspergillaceae
Product: putative GAJ protein
Exons: 6
Coding region: 1-2193 (730 amino acids)
Biological process (GO): carbohydrate transport; transmembrane transport
Cellular component (GO): membrane
Molecular function (GO): carbohydrate:proton symporter activity
Source: RefSeq, a predicted model, not a curated record
AUGGGUUCUUCCGGGACCUUCGAGCUCGCUGGCCAGCAUUUUCCCCGGGUGACAUGGUACAAGGAUCCUGGUAUGAGGAAAACGUACAUUUGCCUCAUGUUUGUCGUAUUGACUUCCGCAACGAACGGCUACGAUGGGUCGAUGAUGAAUGGUCUUCAGACCCUGUACUACUGGAAAGACUACUUCCAUAACCCCGGUGGCUCAAAGCUUGGCAUCCUGAGUGCGAUCAUGUCCCUGGGCUCAUUGGCGGCGCUGCCUGCGGUGCCCUACACAGCGGAUUACCUUGGCCGGCGGAUGGGAGUUCUCAUCGGCUGCCUCAUCAUGAUCUUGGGCGUCGUCUUGCAGGCCAUCAGUGCCAACUAUGGCAUGUUCCUGGCAGCUCGGUUCUUGAUCGGGUUCGGAGUCGCCAUCGCGCAUGGUGCUUCACCCUUGCUGAUCACGGAGCUUGUACAUACCCAACAUCGUGCCGUCUUUACCACGAUCUACAACACGACAUGGUACGUGGGCGCCAUUAUUGCCGCGUGGCUCACCUUCGGCACGAACAAUAUUCAAAACAACUGGUCCUGGCGGGCUCCCACGAUCGUCCAGGCUGCUCCAUCCAUCCUGCAGAUCAUCUUCAUCUGGUUUGUCCCGGAGUCCCCCCGGUUCCUGAUCUACAAGGGCAAACAUGAGCAGGCCCUGAAGGUCCUGGCGGACUGCCAUGCCAACGGCAACCAGGAGGACGAAGUCGUCCAGCUGGAGAUGCACGAGAUCAAAGAGACCAUCCGACUGGAGAAGGAGUACGAAAGCAACAGCUGGAUGGAAUUGAUCCGGACCAAAGGAAACCGUCACCGCGUGAUCAUCUUGAUCACUGCGGGCUUAUUCUCGCAGUGGUCCGGCAACGGGUUGGUCUCGUACUACAUUGCGAAGAUCCUGACCUCCAUCGGAUAUACCAAGUCCGUCGAGCAGAAUCUGAUCAACGGCUGCCUCCAGAUCUUGAACUUCAUUGUCGCUCUCUCGAUGUGCUUUGUUGUGGACAAGGUCGGCCGGCGCCGGCUUUUCGUGAUCUCCACGAGUGGCAUGUUGGUCGCAUUUAUCAUCUGGACUAUUUGCUCGGCGCGGUAUGAGAUUGCUCAUAACCACGGGGCUGCCAACGCCGUCGUGGCGAUGAUCUACAUCUACUAUGUCUUCUACAAUGUCGCCUGGUCUGGCCUACUGGUUGGCUACACGGUGGAAAUUCUUCCCUAUAGUAUCCGCGCUAAGGGCAUGACAGUGAUGUGGUUCUGCAUCGAUGCUGCACUCUUCUUCAACCAAUACAUCAACCCCAUUGCCAUGGACAACCUGGGCUGGAAGUACUACAUCUUCUACUGCGUCUGGCUCGGGGUCGAGUUGACGGUCGUCUGGUUUUUCUACAUUGAGACCCGUAACACCCCCCUGGAGGAGAUCGCGAAGCACUUCGAUGGUGACCAGGCGGUGCCCCCAAAACUCACCAAGAGCGCCAAAAAGGCCCUGAUCGUCUCGCACCUCCGCGCCAGCGGCACCUGCCACACGCUGAAGGACCUCGAGAAGUCCCUGCCGACGGUGGCCUCGAUCAACGCGAUCCAAGUGAAGGAGUUCCUGCAGGAGCUGGCGGACGAGAAUGAGAUCCGCAUGGAGAAGAUCGGGAGUUUGAACUGGUACUGGUGUUUCGCGGGGGAGGCGAAGCGCGAGCGCGAGAAUCGGUUGCGUGCGGUGCAAGCAGAGGUGGAACUCGUGGGGAAGGAGGUGAGUGAGUUGGAGGCGUUGGUGAGGGAGAGAAAGGCUGCGGAGGAGAGGGAGAGGGUGGAGGAUGAGAGAGUGAGGGAGAGGGAGGCGGAUGGUGGUGGUGGUGGUGGUGGUGAGGAUUAUGAUAGGGAACAGGAGAGGGAGCGGCUAAUGCUACGGAAAGUGGAGUUGCAGGAGGAGAUUCGUCAUCUGCAGGGGAAGGUGACGGCGGUUUCGGGAUCCAGUGGUGGUGGUGUCGGUGUCGAGGAGAAAAGCUUGUCGUGCGUGGUGGAGGAGACGGAGGAGUUUCGGCGUCAGGCGCUGAUGUGGACGGAGAAUAUCUAUGUGCUGGAAGGGUUUGUCGAUCGGCUGACCGGCGGGGAUCGGGAGGUGUUACGGGCGCUGCAGCGCGAAUGUUAUGGGGAGGAGGAGUAUGUGGAGGGGGAGGGGUUGCGGGAGAUCUUUGAUUGA